Messenger RNA from Lolium rigidum, 1419 nucleotides. RefSeq lists its product as uncharacterized. The record is from RefSeq and is a predicted model, not a curated record. NCBI's taxonomy places the organism in Eukaryota, Viridiplantae, Streptophyta, Magnoliopsida, Poales, Poaceae. Gene Ontology annotation, biological process: regulation of DNA-templated transcription. The transcript has 9 exons. Bases 1 to 1419 code for a protein of 472 amino acids.
AUGGCCGUCGACGGCGGCGGCGGCACCGCGGCGCCAAACGGGGAGGACGACUGGCUGCGUCUGUACGGCCGGGUCGUGGCGAUUCUGCCGCAGGUGGAGGCGCUCGCCGCCGCCCGCGCGCGGCUGGAGGUCGUCAACGCGCUCCAGCACGAGUUCUGGGAGGCCCGCGACGCACUCCUCCAGCAUCGCCUCCUCCAGGCGGAGGAGAGCGUUAGGAGUUGGGAGGCGGCCUACAUCCACCUGCAGCCCUCCGGGGAUGAUCAGAGGUUCGCCGAACUCCAACAGAGUGACUUGGAGGACUUAGCAACUUUUGUAGAUGUUUUCGCUGCAGAAAACGCAGAAUUUCAGAUAAAAGUGAAGGAAGUUGACGCUGGUGCAGAUCAUAGUCAAAAUCCUGCAGACCACGAGCGCAUAACAGAAGAUUUAAAAGCAGAGCUACAAAAAUUGAAGCAAGCUUAUGAAGCCCUUUGCUCAGAGAAGGAUAAGAAAGUUGCUGAAAUAACUGCAGAAAGGGAUUUUGUCAGGGACCAGUUUAAGACACUGGAGCGGGACUAUGCUGAUUUACGUAGCUACAUGAACAAUAAGUCUACACGAGAUAGUGAGGCAGCGCUAGAGCUUCAGAAGAAUGUAGAACAGUUGCAACUGGCGUCCCAAAAGAAGGAUGAGGAGAUUCGCAAAUUGCGAGCACGAGUGAAAGCAGCUGAGGCCAAAAGGAAAUUGGUACCUGAAAGUAAGCUACAAAAAAUGGACUCUACUCCCAAGAAGAUAGACAAAGAAAUUGAGAAAUGCAAGGAUCGGCAACCUGAGGCAAGUAAAAAACACAAGAAAGAUACGAGUGGAACACCCAAAAAAGGCUGUUCUGAAGGUCCUGCUUUAGUGGUGGAAACAAGAAAUUAUUCUUCUAAGCAAAUGCUAACAGAAGAUGGGCAACCUGAGGCUAGCCAGAAGCGCAAGUGUGCCACUUUCUUAUCUAGUAAUGAUGGCCAGAAUGGAAAUGAUGAGGAAACACAUAGGAAAGUUUUAGAGCCUCUUAAGAAGAAGAUGGUAUCAGGAAAAAAGGGGGUGGAGCAAGGGGACAAUAAGGCCAAAGCCGACGGAAAGGGGCACACUGAAAGCAAACGGUCUCCGGACAAGCUGGCGAUUUACAAUGCACUCCUGUACCUCCGCAGCGUGAAAGAUAGUUUCACGGACAAACCCGAGAAGCACAAGGAGUUCCUGGUGAUCCAGAGCGAAUUCGUUAGCAGGAAGAUCGGUGUCAACGCCUUUAUCAGCGCCGUGGCGGUCCUGCUCGAUGGGCACCCCGAACUCAUCCGUGGAUUCAAGAGUUGUUUUACUUAUUCUCCAACACAAGUUCGUCUGAACUUCAGGGUGCUUUUGAAGUGUUGGUGGCUGGGCACUGAUGAGGAGGACAUGAAGUAA